UUUCUCCAAGAAUAGGUCAAAGACAGUGCAAGAAAUGAAGAGUCUGAUAUACUAUUCCAAUGUUAUAGAAGGCAAUAAGCCUUACAUUUCAGUGCUCUUUAUACAGUUUGUAUAUGCAGGAAUGGCUUUGUUCUCUAAGGCAGCAAUUUCUAAAGGAAUGAACCCUUUUGUCUUUGUUGUUUAUCGUCAAGCUUUUGCCUCAGUUGCAUUAGCUCCAUUUGCUUUCUUUCUUGAAAGCAAGAAAGCUCCUCCUCUAUCAAAUGGGUUACUUUGCAAAAUCUUCUUCGUUUCCUUUUUUGGACUUGCUAUGAGUAUGAACCUCUACUAUGUCGCCAUCAACAACACAACUGCGACAUUUGCUGCUGCCACCACUAACAUAAUUCCUGCCAUUACCUUUAUAAUGGCUGCCCUAUUAAGGAUAGAAAGUAUUUCCAUAUGGCAUGUGCAUGGGAUUGCGAAGUUAUUGGGUUCAGCAAUAACAGUCUCUGGGGCUUUAGUUUUUGCCUUCGUCAAAGGACCUCCAUUGAAGUUCAUGAGGUGGUAUCAAGACACUUCUAAUCAUAACCCAUCCAUGAAGAAUUGUUGCUCAACACAAGAGUGGAUUAAAGGGUCUCUCCUUAUGAUCUCAGCCAAUAUAUUGUGGUCUCUGUGGUUUGUUUUGCAGGGUCCCAUUGUGAAGCAAUAUCCGGCAAAAUUGCGUCUCACAGCUCUCCAAUGCUUCUUUUGCUGCAUACAAUCAGCUUUUUGGGCCAUUGCUGUGGAGAGGAAUCCUUCAGCAUGGAAGCUUGGAUGGGAUGUUCAUCUUCUUGCUGUGGCCUACUGUGGAAUAGUGGUGAAUGGAAUUUCUUACUGGUUGCAAGUAUGGACAAUAGAGAAGAAAGGCCCAGUUUUUGCAUCAAUGUUCACUCCAUUAGCACUUGUUAUUACUGCCAUCUUGUCGGCAUUUUUGUGGAAAGAAACCCUUCACUGGGGAAGUGUUGGUGGGGCAAUUUUGCUGGUGGGUGGGCUUUACGGUGUACUAUGGGGGAAGAACAAGGAAGAAGCAAAAAGUGUAACAAAUGAACAAGUUGCAGAAACUAACGAGGAAAUCACAUUGGAGUGCAUUACACAUCAGUAGGUGAUGGGAAUAGAAAAACAAGUGACCUUCUCCAUGCCUAUAAUAAUCACUUCAUAGCUUUCCUUUCUAACUAGGAAACUUAGAAUAUGAGUCUAGUCAAUUUUUGUUUUCUAUUUCUUUGUUUCUUCCCUACUCCCCUUUUUUUUCAACCAUAUAUAAAUGGACAUAUUCAUAUAGAUACAUUAGAUACAUAAGUAAUGUAUGUUUGUAUGUAUUUUUGUAUGUACAUGUAUAUGUGGUUAAAACAAAUAUAUGUUCAUUUUCUAGAA
Molecule: messenger RNA, 1386 nt
Organism: Jatropha curcas
Lineage: Eukaryota; Viridiplantae; Streptophyta; Magnoliopsida; Malpighiales; Euphorbiaceae
Gene: UMAMIT22
Product: nodulin MtN21 /EamA-like transporter family protein
Cellular component (GO): membrane
Molecular function (GO): transmembrane transporter activity
Source: RefSeq, a predicted model, not a curated record